UUGCAUAUUUCUCAUGCAAUAUAAAUACAACACCUCGCAUGUGUAGGGUUGCAUGCCUAAUAUCACAAAAUUAUUGAACCCUUGAUUUUUGUGGUCUGUCUAAUUCACCAUUACAUGAAUGUUGGGAGUGGAGGAUGUGAUGAGUGAACUCGCCGGAGAAGAAGGGAAAGAGAGAGGUUUGCCGCCGGGAUUCAGGUUCCAUCCGACGGACGAGGAGCUCGUCACCUUCUACUUGGCUUCGAAGCUCUUCAAUGGCGGCGGCCUCUUUGGUUUCAUUCACAUUCCUGAGGUUGAUCUCAACCACUGCGAGCCUUGGGAACUUCCAGAAGUGGCGAGGAUGGGGGAGAAAGAGUGGUACUUUUACAGCCUAAGGGACAGGAAGUAUCCGACGGGGCUGAGGACCAACCGAGCCACCGCCGCCGGAUACUGGAAAGUCACCGGAAAAGACAAGGAGAUCUUCGCCGGCGGAGGCGGAGCUCCGGCGCCGGAGCUGAUGGGGAUGAAAAAGACGUUGGUGUUCUACAAAGGAAGGGCGCCACGUGGCAUCAAGACCAAGUGGGUCAUGCACGAGUACCGUCUCGAAUCUCUCCGCCACGCCUGUAAGGAAGAGUGGGUGAUCUGCAGGGUCUUCAACAAGACAGGAGAUAGAAGAAACGUUAGAUCCCAUGCCCAAAUCAACAAUCUCGAUUCAUCAUCAUCAUCCAAUCAUCAUGAUGGUCAUCAUCGUCGUCAUCAUCUAACCCUACCACCUCUUCUCGAAGCCCCGCAACCGCCUGCCCAGCUCCCAUCACUCCUCGACCACCAUGGCCAUGAAGCUGAUGAGCUCAAAACCCUAAUAAACCCGGAAGCGUCUCAGCUCGACACCAUCAUCUUCUCAUCGGAACAAGACGACAUCUGCUCGGUUUCGAAACAGUUGAUGAAAACAGAAUCGUCAGAUAACCGUAGCAUUCUUCGUCAUCAAAAUCCGGACUUUGAGGAUUAUUACUUCAAGAACGCAGUACUGUUUCAAGAAUCUGAUUUCAAUCUCUUGGGUCUUUCACCGUCGUCGUCAGCUCCUGCAGAUCUUCACGUGAUAUUCGAUUCCCCAGCUGCAGAAUCCUGGCCCUUGGAUCUUUAAUUAUUCUGAAUUUUCAACUUUUCCCCCUUUUAUUUUGUAAUUAUAUAUAUAUAUAUAUAUAUGUAAUAUGUAUUCCUGAGACGUGUGUUGCUUUCUUUCGAUGAACUGUCUUGGGUAGUGGGCGUCUCACUGUUCGAAGUGACGUCAUAAAUAGGAAGUAUAUUGUCUGAGAUUGAAUCGCAUGACGUCAGUUUUCGUCUACGUUGUCCAAGUCUGUGUGACCUGUCAAUCCACUUAGAUCUCUAAUUAAUGUCAGCCCAA
Tarenaya hassleriana is the source of this 1378-nucleotide messenger RNA. RefSeq names its product protein CUP-SHAPED COTYLEDON 3-like. Lineage: Eukaryota; Viridiplantae; Streptophyta; Magnoliopsida; Brassicales; Cleomaceae. Bases 119 to 1117 code for a protein of 332 amino acids. The record is from RefSeq and is a predicted model, not a curated record. Gene Ontology annotation, molecular function: DNA binding. The transcript is spliced from 4 exons. Gene Ontology annotation, biological process: regulation of DNA-templated transcription.